Molecule: messenger RNA, 730 nt
Organism: Papilio polytes (common Mormon)
Lineage: Eukaryota; Metazoa; Arthropoda; Insecta; Lepidoptera; Papilionidae
Product: probable endochitinase
Exons: 6
Coding region: 28-708 (226 amino acids)
Cellular component (GO): extracellular region
Molecular function (GO): chitin binding
Source: RefSeq, a predicted model, not a curated record
GAAGAAGUCAAGAGUUCAUUUAUAAAAAUGUAUUUCUUCGUUUGUUUCGCCCUUCUUGCUGCGGUAUCGAAUGCCGUAGAGGUAGUAUCAAAUGGUGCGUUGGGAGAAGAUGUGUGCAAGGAGUACAAUGCGUACUACAAGAUUAAGGGCAGCUGCGACUCCUACGUGGAGUGCAACGAGUUCAAGGCGACGCAAAAGACGUGUCCCGAUGGUCUGUACUUCAUCCGCGAUGUCCAAUGGCCUUCGUACCCGUGCGCGUACCCGUCUGACGCGAAGUGCGAAUACAACGACCAGCCUCAGCGAGCCGUGUCAUCGGCGGAUUGCAAAACCCGGUAUGGGUUCUUCGCGUCACCACUAGCAACCCGCUCCGAUUGCGGCAAGUACCGCAUGUGCGUCGAGGGCAAGGCCUUCGAGAUGGAGUGCGCGAUGGGCCUGGCCUUCAACCCCGAGAGCGGCCGCUGCGACUGGCCCGACCUCGUGCCGAGCUGCAGCGCUGAGGAGUUCCUCGGCUUCAAGUGCCCGCCGGCGACCUAUGACGAGUUCGGCAAGGCGUAUGUAGUGAACUUCAGCAUCAAGGGAAGCUGCCACUACUUCUUCUCGUGCAUGGAGGACGUUGCGCGGCUGCUCGUGUGUGAUAGCGGGUUCGCUUUCGACGCCACCGUCAACCACUGCGUCGACGCUACCAAAGUUCAAUGCAAGGAAGAAUGAAAAAAUAAAGCAUUAAAAUAUU